Messenger RNA from Rhagoletis zephyria (snowberry fruit fly), 3352 nucleotides. RefSeq names its product Kruppel (gene Kr). Gene Ontology annotation, cellular component: nucleus. Lineage: Eukaryota; Metazoa; Arthropoda; Insecta; Diptera; Tephritidae. The record is from RefSeq and is a predicted model, not a curated record. Gene Ontology annotation, biological process: regulation of gene expression.
UUACACAUUUGUUGCUACUCUGAGCGGUUGCUUCAUGUAUUCGUGAAAUCAACCCUCUUAACGUGGUGGUUUCCCCGUUGAAAUACUUUAUGAUUUUGUGUUGCCUUUUCACUGGCUGGAUUUUAAUGUUGUAUGGUUACUUAAAGCUGUGACAUGCAACCGAAGAGUAUCAGUUGUGAUUUGGCUCUGUUAGUGAGUGGAAGUGAAAUAUACAUUUUCUUUUGCAUAAAAACCUACGAUGCUUUCUACAUGAAGAAAUGACACAUACACAAAAUUAAAGUAAAUCCUUCAUUCUUCAACCGAAACGUCAAACAAAACAACAAAUACAAUGCAGUGUUCAAUAUUUUCGCAAAAGUGUAACGCGCAAAAAUAAAUGCAAACAUGAUGAACAAAAAUACAACAAAAACGAAGCAAAAAAUUUUCUUUUUAAAUGCAUCAACGCGAACAAGAAAUACCCAACGUCGCUGUCGCAAAGGAUGAGCCGGCUUUGCCUAAGAUUUACUAUCGCCACUGUUGCUGCCCUACUGCCACUAUAUAUCGACGCAACGUCACGUAAAUCAUAUCAGUCUAUUGCGACAACUCGUGCUGCCCGCAUCGCAGGUGGACCGAAGGAACAUCCGAACAACAUUUCAAGACACUUUAAAAAAAAAGACGCGCCAUACAUAAAUUCAACGUUAAACUAGAACAAAAUACCUCAAGUUUUCGCUAACUAAAAGAGUUUACUACUACUAAUGAAAUAAAUAUAUGCAACUAAGAAACUACCUCAUUUAAGUAAAAUUGUGUGUGCUAUAUUUGGAAAACCGUACAACGAGCGAAAAGCUACCAUCCACGGGCUGCUUAAUUUACCUAAGUGCAGAACUACCUCAAAGUACAAAAAGUGCUCAUCUGGGAUAAUUAAAUUCAAUAAAAUCAAAAAUUAAUACAACAUCUAAAUAAAAGAGUGUAAACUUUGAAUGCAAUUUAAAACAAAAAAAAUACAAGUUAAGAAAGUCAUAUUAAAGAAAAGUAUCGAGAUUUUGCAGUUUGUGAUAUUCUGCAGGGGACAAUAAAACAAUAAUCAGAGAUCAUAACAAGUCAGUACCCAUUGGGCUAGUUAGUAGCACCGAUUACAAUUUUAACAAUGGCGAUUUCGCUGCUGCAGGAUGCCCAAACACGAAGUUUAGCCGCUGCUCUAGUUGGCAUAAAGCGGGACGAUGUAGAAGCGCAUAACGCACUCUCCAUGUCGCCGCCAAUGUCCGCCAACACUUCCACGAAUAGUUUGUAUCCCGGUUUGCAGCAUGCCGCCGCCGCUACAGCCUUCAGCAUGCUGUCGCCCUCACAACUGAUUGCCGCAAAUCGUCAGGCAGCUGCUGCACUUAUGGCCUCGCAACUAUUCCCGCAACAUCCUUCUAUUUUUGGGCAAAUGUGGCCUAGUGCAAUUCCCCAUCUUCCUCUAAAUACUGGUCCAAACUCGCCACCCGCCAGCCCACAUUCGCCAAUCGGCGCAACGCCGCCUUCCAACAGUGGCAAACAAGUCCAUAGCUUGAUCUCGCCCACGGGUUUUACACAGGCUGAUUUGCCCGCCAAGAAACCGCGCAAAAUUACUGUUAAGAAAGAUUUAAUGUCACCACCAAUCGAAAUGUCGAUGAACGUAAACGAUAUAUAUAGCCCAGCUGGUCCAAUUUCGCCCCCAUCAUCUGGUUCCUCGCCCAAUUCAGCUCAUGACGGCCACAGUCGCACUGAUGUCACAAUUUCUGCGUCGGCCACAAAGGAUCCCUCCCGCGAUAAAAGCUUUACCUGCAAAAUCUGCUCACGGUCCUUCGGCUAUAAGCAUGUACUGCAGAACCACGAGCGCACUCAUACGGGCGAGAAGCCUUUCGAGUGCCCUGAGUGUCAUAAGCGUUUCACCCGUGACCACCACUUAAAGACCCACAUGCGUUUGCACACUGGCGAAAAGCCGUACCAUUGUUCACACUGCGACCGGCAGUUUGUGCAAGUGGCAAACCUUCGGCGUCAUCUGAGGGUUCACACUGGCGAACGGCCAUAUUCUUGCGACAUCUGCGACGGGAAAUUCAGCGACUCUAACCAAUUGAAAUCCCAUAUGUUGGUACACAACGGCGAGAAGCCGUUUGAGUGCCCGGAAUGCCAUAUGAAAUUCCGCCGACGUCACCAUCUACUGAAUCACAAAUGUGGGCAGAAUAGCAUUUCUGGUUUACACUCUCCGCCAACCUCACCCGAUGCCGUACUUAGCCCAAAUGGUCUUAGUGGCGAUUACGCGCUUUGCGACCAAAAGUCUGUCAUGGGAUCUAGCUACGGCUCGGAGGAGUCUAUGGAUAUCGGUCGCCCAAUUAAUGUCUCAGCUUUGUCCUUUGAGCUCAUGGAACACCAGCAGAAUGGUCAACUUCAUUCCACCAUAUCGUCCAUGGGUGCCUCACUAAGUAUUACUGAAGCAGAUGGCGAUGAGGAACUGGACACACCACUGGAUCUAUCCGAAAGCGACGUGAGUAUUGAUGUCGGACGGAACAGUAUCAAGGGAACGCACGAUUUUCGCCGUGUCUUCCGUCUGCCAACGCAAAUUAUGCAGAUGCACUGCGAAAUGCCCGAACAAACAGAGCCUGAGGACUUGAGCAUGCAUCGGAGCAACAUCAACCUUGCAAUCAACGCUACUCACUCCCACGAAUCUAUGAUGAUGGUGCAAGACGAUCUCGAUCUUGAAGAGCUGGACGAUACGACGACGGUCUAUAUGCGCCAGCAACACCAUUUGUCUGGGCAAAAGUCAACGACGCAGAUGGAGUAGGAAGAGGUUUUUUCAGCGAAUUAUUCGGAAGAUUCAAGCCGACAAGCGUCAUCAUAUUCUCUACUGCAGAUGAUGAGUCGUUCACCCUUGCUACUGCUGCCGUCACUUCUACGCUCAUUCUUAGUUAAAGUGAGCAACAAAAGUACGCAGCAUUCCAAGAGGCUGUAAAAUGAAAUUAGUUGAGCGAAACUUUAAGAGGAUUUGCACAAAGGUAAAAAAUAUCGCUGUAAAGGGCCACUUAAUAAGCAACUCAUCAAUUACCUCAAUGCUGCAUCUACAUACAUAUAUAUGUGCAAAUGUACAUACAUAUGUAAAGAAGGACCGUUAAAUGAAUAUAAAUGCAUUGCAAAUGUAUAAUAGUUACACAACAGAAAUGUACGAUAAUCUAUUUAUGUUUUUGUAAGUUGUUACUGUAAAAUUCAAUAAAAUGAAUGUCAUUAACUUAAUACUUAGUACAUAUAGAAAUUAAGUGGGCGCGAGUUCGAUACGGAUUCAAAAAUCAUUGUUUGUAAAUUUUUCAGUGCCAUUUUUAAUAUUUUAAGCUUACCUGAAUAACUAUGCAUUUAAGUUUAUUUA